AUGACACCCACCAGCUUCUAUCACCACCAAACUCAGGAUUGCACAGAGCCCUCCCCACGGGGCCCCCCAGCAGAGCCCCCCAGCACGGAGCCCCCCAGCAGAGCCCCCCCAGCAGAGCGCCCCCCCACGGAGCCCCCCAGCAGAGCCCCCCCACAGAGCCCCCCAGCAGAGCGCCCCCCCCACGGAGCCCCCCAGCAGAGACCCCCAGCACGGAGCCCCCCAGCAGAGCCCCCCAGCACGGAGCCCCCAGCAGAGCCCCCCAGCACAGAGGCCCCCUCCCACACGGAGCCCCCCAGCACGGAGCCCCCCAGCAGAGCCCCCCAGCAGAGCCCCCCAGCACAGAGGCCCCCUCCCACACGGAGCCCCCCAGCAGAGACCCCCCUGCACGGAGCCCCCCAGCAGAGACCCCCCUGCACGGAGCCCCCCAGCAGAGCCCCCCCACGGAGCCCCCCAGCAGAGCCCCCCCCACGGAGCCCCCCAGCAGGCUGGGCGUCCAGGAAUGGCCCCGCUCAGGUCCUUGUCCCUGUUCCUCGUGGUUCAAAUCGAGCAGGGCCAGGCACCGGUGGCCCUCAGGUCUCAGGGCUGAACUGCAAGGGUGGCCUGCGAGUGGCCUCCUUGGAGGAGCGGGCCCGGGCCGUGUGCACUGAUACCCCAGAGGGCUUCCGGAGGCCAGAGGAGCCCCCGGCCCAGAGGCCACCAGGAACACUUGCCCCAGCUACCAAGCUCCUGGACCUGCCCACAGGAAGCACAGGGACGUGCGGGGCCGGGGGGACAGACACAGCUGGACCAGGUACAAUCCAGUAUGGAGCCCAGCCCGCAGCCAGCACCCCCGGGCAUCUUAGGGAGCCUGUGACAGCGGGCGGUCCCCAGUGCCCAGCCAGCACCCCCGGGCAUCUUAGGGAGCCUGUGACAGUGGGCGGUCCCCAGGCCCCCAGCCAGCACCCCCGGGCAUCUUAG
Messenger RNA from Perognathus longimembris pacificus (Pacific pocket mouse), 957 nucleotides. Its product is annotated as proline-rich protein 2-like. The transcript has 2 exons. Lineage: Eukaryota; Metazoa; Chordata; Mammalia; Rodentia; Heteromyidae. Bases 1 to 957 code for a protein of 318 amino acids. The record is from RefSeq and is a predicted model, not a curated record.